AUGAUCCGUAGAGAGACCCCUGUCAGCAACAACAAGCAAUUUCUGGAUUUCGAGCUGCUCUGGCUGAAGGCGCGCCGCCGCCUGUCCCUCAGCCGGAGCGCCACCGGCUGGGCUCUCGACGACGCGCGGUGCGGCGUUGUGCCCUGCGACGCGCCGUUGCUCGAGGCGCGCGCUGAGGGAUGGCUGGCGAUUGGGAGGAAGCUGCCUGGCGUGGACGGGCGUCAGCUGGUCAACCGCCACCGGCUGGCGCUGCUCCUGGACCCCGGGGAGCUCGAGGCUCCGGCACAGCAGCUGCUGCGCCUUCUGCCUGGCCACCCGCCCACGCAGCUGCUGCUCGCCGCCCUGUCGGAGCUGCCGCGCCGCCCGCCAGAGGCGCUGGCCCUCGCCAUCUCGUCCCUCGGGCCUGCGGUGCGCCGCGCGCUGGGCGGCGCGCUGACGGGGCCGCUGCUCUCGGAGCUGCUUCUGCUGCAGCUCGGGCCUGGCGCCGGCGGCGGCGAUGGCGGCGGCGGCGAGGCGAUCAUGAGCGCCGGCGCCGCGGCCUGGAGCACGGGCGAUGGCGAUGCGAGUGACUGGGGUGGAUUGAGCGGGGGCGUUAGCCACGAGUGGGUGGAGGAGCGCCUCUCUGCGGCCGCUGCGCUGCUGGGCCCGGAGCUCGCCCACGCCGCGCUGUGCGCCGCGCCCGCCCUGGUGCGCGUGCGCCAGGGCGAGCUCGCGCCGCGCCUCGCCGAGGUGGCCGAUGUGCUGCAGCUGCCGCCGCUGGACGCCGCGCUGAUCGCCGGCCGCCACCCGCGGCUGCUCGCGGCACCGCCGGCGCGUGUGCGGGCGGCGAGCGGCGCGCUGGCCGGGGCCCUGCGCGAGCGGCUGGGGUGGCGUGACGGGCGGGCGCUGCACUUUGUUGCCUGGAACCCGGCGGUGCUCGAGGCGGCCCUGCUCGGUAGCAGCUCCUCAGAGGUGGGCGAGGGCGACAGCAGCAGCACCAGCACCAGCAGCAGUAGCAACAGCAGCAGUAGAAGAAGAAGCAGCAAGGGCAGGAGGAGCACUGAUGGCGGCGGUCCAGAGGACGGCGAUGGGGGGCUCGAAGCGGUGGAGCGGAUGGUCGAGCAGUGGGCAGCCAUCGUGGCGCUCUCGGACCAGCGGCCGCGCUGGCGCGCCGCGCUGCUGCGCCCGCGCUACCCGCUCGUCGCCGCCAUCCUCUGCGGCGCCGGCGGCGUCGGCGGCGGGUUCACGGCAGGCGGCGACGGCUCGUCGCCCGUCGCCGGCGCGGAAGACCUGGAUGGAGAGAGCGGCGACGGGGCGGCCGGCGGCGGCGCGGCCGCGCCGGCGCUGAGCCCGCUCGCGGCGUGGGCCGACGCGCAGGAUCAGCGGCUGCAGCGGCUGCGGUACUGCGCAGAGUCCGGGGACCUGCCCCUGCUGGGGCUGCGCCGGCUGCUGCUCAUGCACCCCGCAGAGUUCGCGUCCAAGGCGCCGGGCUACCGGCGCUGGCGGCUGGCGCAGGCGGCGGCGGGCAGCGGCGGUGGGAGCGGGGGCGAGGGUACCGGGCUGCCGGCGUGGUGGGAUGAGCCUCAGUUGGAGGUGCUGGGGGAGGUCGGGCCCUUUGACAGGCUGUAA
Messenger RNA from Monoraphidium neglectum, 1608 nucleotides. RefSeq lists its product as hypothetical. The record is from RefSeq and is a predicted model, not a curated record. The transcript has 3 exons. NCBI's taxonomy places the organism in Eukaryota, Viridiplantae, Chlorophyta, Chlorophyceae, Sphaeropleales, Selenastraceae. The coding region runs from base 1 to 1608 and encodes 535 amino acids.